Molecule: messenger RNA, 1256 nt
Organism: Mus pahari (shrew mouse)
Lineage: Eukaryota; Metazoa; Chordata; Mammalia; Rodentia; Muridae
Gene: Mnat1
Product: MNAT1 component of CDK activating kinase
Exons: 7
Coding region: 104-880 (258 amino acids)
Biological process (GO): nucleotide-excision repair; regulation of transcription by RNA polymerase II; positive regulation of cyclin-dependent protein serine/threonine kinase activity
Cellular component (GO): transcription factor TFIIH holo complex
Molecular function (GO): cyclin-dependent protein serine/threonine kinase activator activity
Source: RefSeq, a predicted model, not a curated record
GCCUGUUGGUAGCAGCCUAGCUGACGUCUGGUCUGGGGGUUCUUGUAGGUGGCAGUGGCUGAAGCCGGCGUUGGGGAAAAAAACCGAAAGCUGAGGAGAGGCCAUGGACGACCAGGGCUGCCCCAGGUGUAAGACCACCAAAUACCGGAAUCCUUCUUUGAAGCUGAUGGUGAACGUGUGCGGACACACUCUAUACAAUAAAAGGGAAGAAGAUUUUCCUAGUUUAAGAGAGUAUAAUGAUUUUCUGGAAGAAGUGGAGGAAAUCGUUUUCAAUUUGACCAACAAUGUGGAUUUGGAGAACACUAAAAAGAAAAUGGAAAUCUAUCAAAAAGAAAACAAAGAUGUCAUUCAGAAAAACAAAUUAAAGCUGACUCGGGAGCAGGAGGAAUUGGAGGAAGCAUUGGAGGUAGAACGCCAAGAAAGUGAACAGCGACGACUGUUCAUACAAAAGGAAGAAGAGCUGCAGCAGAUUCUGAAAAGGAAGAACAAACAGGCCUUUUUAGAUGAGCUGGAGAGCUCCGACCUCCCUGUUGCUCUGCUCUUGGCGCAGCAUAAAGACAGAUCUACCCAGCUGGAAAUGCAGCUUGAGAAGCCCAGAUCCAUGAAGCCGGGGACGUUUUCCACAGGAAUUAAAAUGGGUCAACAGAUUUCAUUAGCACCAAUCCAAAAGCUGGAAGAAGCUCUUUAUGAGUACCAGCCCCUGCAGAUAGAGACCUGUGGACCACAAGUUCCUGAGCAAGAGCUCUUAGGACGGCUUGGGUAUUUAAACCACGUCCGGGCUGCAUCUCCACAGGAUCUUGCUGGCGGCUAUACUUCUUCUCUUGCUUGUCACAGAGCACUACAGGAUGCGUUCAGUGGGCUUUUCUGGCAGCCCAGAUAACCUGGGUUUUCUCAUGUCUAAGAUCUGGAUCUUGGAGCCAAACCAAGGGCUUUGAAAGUAACAAAGUCUGUAAAGUCCCAGCCCGGCAGCUGCACAGCGCCCCACCACUGCUGGUGUGCCCCGCAGCUGCACAGCGCCCCACCACUGCUGGUGUGCCCCGCAGCUGUACAGCGCUCCACCACUGCUGCUGUGCGCAGGUCUUCAUUGCAGUCUGCACCAAGCUGAGAAAUGUAUGCAUAUAGAUUCAUGGCAGAGGUUUAUUUUUUACUUCUGUUCUUCAGACAGGGAUGAAGAACAUUAAACCUCAUCUGACAGGAAAGAAAUAAAUGAUUUGCCUAUGUAUGGAGUUGACCUAUACAUUUUUUAAAAAAUAAAG